Gloeophyllum trabeum ATCC 11539 is the source of this 4349-nucleotide messenger RNA. RefSeq lists its product as uncharacterized. The coding region runs from base 26 to 3976 and encodes 1316 amino acids. The record is from RefSeq and is a predicted model, not a curated record. The transcript has 7 exons. Gene Ontology annotation, molecular function: chitin synthase activity. Lineage: Eukaryota; Fungi; Basidiomycota; Agaricomycetes; Gloeophyllales; Gloeophyllaceae. Gene Ontology annotation, cellular component: cell periphery; cell septum.
GGAAGGGCGAGGUCGGGUAGGCGUUAUGCCCUCAACGACCGGAAACGCCCCUAUGCCGCCCCAGCUGCGACGAGGCAAGUCGCUGCUGGAGAGAGACCAGGAGGACGUGCCAGAAUCGGGUCUCGCUCUGUUCAGGCGUGGUGGGACACUGCGCCGGCGAAAAUCACAGAGUGGUGCUGCAGCUGUACCAGGCCCGAAGAAGCGCUCGGGUUGCUUCGACAACAUUGGGCCGGGACCCAAAGAUUCGUUCUUCAUCUAUUCCUAUAUCAUCACCUGCUUCGUUCCUCCUAUUUUCCUCCGUGCUUGUGGCAUUAAGACGCCAGAACAACAGCGAGCAUGGCGGGAGAAGAUGGGUCUCCUCAGUUUCAUCAUGAUUCUUAUGGCUGGAGUCGGUUACCUGACUUUCGGCUUUACUGAGACGGUCUGUGGUCGGCCACCUAAUCGGUACCACGCCGGCCAGAUUACGAACGGCUCGGUGAUCAUCCACGGGUACGACUAUGACUUCACCAGGUUCAAGCACCCGAAUGCGCCGCCGAUGUUCGACGGCACGACCAACCCUCUCGAGACGGGCGGCUGGAACCUCGCGGGCAACGACGCGUCGUUUUUGUUCCAGAAGGUCAAUCAGAACUGUGCUGGCUUGAUCAAGAAGGGCAGCGCCUCGAGUAUCACCGGCAGCGGGAAUAACUUGGACUGGUAUUUCCCCUGUAACGUGUACAACCAGUAUGGCACGUCUCCGGCGAACUUGACUGGGUAUGAGGAUUCCACGAAUUGUCAUACAUCGUCGACGGCGAGGAGUGGCUUGGCGCAGAUGAACCCUAUGGGACAAGUGUACUAUACGUGGGAUGAUGUCAAGAAUUCGUCAAGGAACCUCGCAGUAUACGAACAAUCCGUCUUGGACUUGGGCCUCCUACAGUGGUUGAACAGAGCUCAAGUCGACUACCCGGAUAUCUUCGACCAGAUCAAGUAUGCUAACGGCUCCUAUAACGGGAGGGACCUUACCGGCUACUUCCUUCGGACAAACCAGAAGCAGGUCGCGAAAUGUCUCGAGGACAUUGUUACUGUCGGUUUCAUCGACACCAACACCAUCGGAUGUGUGGCCUCGCAGGUCGUCCUUUACCUCUCUUUGGUGUUCAUCAUUGGCGUCGUCGCCAUCCGGUUCGGCAUGGCCGUCGUGUUCGCGUGGUUCUUCUCGUCGAAACUCGGGACGUUCAAGCAUGAGACGUACGAGCAGCGGAUGCAGCGCCAGGCUGAGAUUGAGAAUUGGACGAACGAUAUCUACCGCCCGGCUCCGAGCCAGUACAGGCCCAAUGUCAACAAGCAUGGGCUGGCGCCGAAGAAGAUCGGGAAGAAGGGAGGGUUCUUGCCUAGUACCUCUAGGUUUACGCCCUCGGACAACCUCCUGAAAUCGAUGGGUGGAAGGCCGGCCACUGCCUAUGGCAUGUUGGAUAACAAGCGCAACACCUAUUACGGAUCUCGUAGCACCACGUCCUUGGAUGCUUCUCCGCGCGGGUCUUUUGUGGACAGCGUUUGUCCCUUCCCUCUGCACAACGUCGUCCCGCAACCUCCGCCAGAUUACGAACCCUUCGGCUACCCGUUGGUGCAUACAAUUUGCCUGGUUACUGCUUACUCGGAGUCGGUGGAGGGCCUGAGGACGACGCUGGACUCCCUCGCAACUACGGAUUAUCCUAACAGUCACAAGAUGAUUUUGGUUAUCGCGGACGGUAUGGUCAAGGGUGCCGGAAACGACAUGACUACCCCAGACAUCGUGUUGACGAUGAUGAAGGAAUUCGUCAUUGCCCCGGACGAAGUCGAGCCCCACUCCUACGUUGCCAUCGCUGACGGUCACAAGCGGCACAACAUGGCCAAGGUAUAUGCUGGGUUCUACGACUACGACGAUGCAACUGUGGAGAUGUCGAAGCAGCAACGUGUGCCUAUGGUGUUGGUAGCGAAGUGCGGUAACCCUCUCGAGGCGAACGAUGCCAAGCCUGGUAACCGUGGCAAGCGUGACAGUCAGAUCGUGCUCAUGUCGUUCCUCCAGAAGGUGAUGUUCGACGAGCGCAUGACGACUAUGGAGUACGAGUUCUUCAACUCGAUCUGGAGGGUCACCGGUGUCAGCCCAGAUCGGUACGAGAUGGCGCUCUGCGUGGAUGCGGAUACGAAGGUCUUCCCGGAUUCGUUGUCUCGUAUGGUUGCUGCUAUGGUUCAAGAUGAGGAGAUUAUGGCGCUCUGCGGUGAGACUAAGAUUGCCAACAAGGCGGAGACGUGGGUCACUAUGAUUCAAGUCUUCGAGUACUACAUCUCUCAUCAUUUGACCAAGGCAUUCGAAUCCAUGUUCGGUGGUGUUACUUGUUUGCCAGGGUGUUUCAGUAUGUAUCGCAUCAAGGCCCCCAAGGGUACCUCUGGCUACUGGGUUCCCAUCCUGGCCAACCCGGAUAUUGUGGAGCACUACUCCGAGAACGUCGUGGAUACACUGCACAAGAAGAAUCUGUUACUCCUUGGAGAGGAUCGAUACCUCACGACGCUCCUGCUCAAGACGUUCCCCAAGCGCAAGAACAUGUUCGUACCUUCGGCCGUUUGCAAGACUAUUGUCCCCGACACGUUCCACGUCCUCUUGUCUCAACGUCGUCGCUGGAUCAACUCGACCAUCCAUAACCUGGCGGAGCUGCUACUCGUCCGUGAUCUCUGUGGAACGUUCUGCUUCUCUAUGCAGUUUGUCGUAGGGAUGGAGCUCGCCGGAACGCUCGUUUUGCCUGCGGCCAUCAGUUUCACUCUUUAUCUGAUUAUUAUUUCCAUCAUUCCUGGCGGCACCAACACGACUAUCCCUCUUAUCUUGCUGGCUAUAGUGCUGGGUCUACCGGGUCUACUCAUUGUCAUCACGUCUCGCAAGAUCGCCUACCUCGGAUGGAUGAUAGUCUAUCUCCUUUCCCUGCCUAUCUGGAACGGUAUCCUUCCGGCGUAUGCAUUCUGGCACUUCGACGAUUUCUCCUGGGGUCAGACUCGACAAGUCGCCGGUGAUAAAGGUGGCGACCAUGGCGACAAAGAGGGAGAGUUCGACUCUUCCCAUAUUAUGAUGAAGCGGUGGGCUGAGUUCGAGCGCGAGAGGAGAUGGAAGAGUGGUACGCAGUCAAGGGAUUCUACCUGGAACGACUUGCGGUCUGGCUCGCCGAAGCGGCCCGAUAGUAACCGGUACUCCACGGUUUCCACUGCGGAGACUUUCCAGCCCCCUUCGCAGGCGUAUGAUUCCAGCACGUAUAACGACUCGAACUACAGCGGAGGCCAGCGGCCCAGAUAUGACAGUAACCAGCUGCUCAUGCUGCCGGCGCCGUUGGCUGUGAAUCAGAAUAAGCCCAUGCCUCCAACCCCCGCCACUACGUCGUCCUCGUUGACAGCGGGGGCGCGGUCAAGUGACGAGACCUACUCAGGGCCGUCGGAUGCUUAUGGUUCAAACCAACGACUGACUCCCAUCAGUCCUCAAUCCGACCAGCAAUACGAUAACCAAGAGGACCCAUAUGCACACCUCCCUUCGCCUAUGGCGCGCUACCAGGGCCCAGGGUUUGAGUCUGCUGUUCAGCGGGCAGCUGGCAAUAAUGGCGUUUUGCGCAGCACGACGGUGUCCAGCCAGCACCCAGGGGAAACGUUCAACCCUUACUAUAACGCCCAGCCCCAGGCUGUUGGGUACGAGGAUCAACAGUACCAAGGAUACUCUGCCGAGCCCGAGGAGAUGCUAGCAGGGUCGAGUAGUCUCCCUCCACCGCCCCCGCCGAAUCCAAGGUCGCGCGGUGUGAGCUUGAUGGACCGUGGGCCAGUGUCGGGUCCUGACGGCGUCCGUCGGGUCUCAAGGCCCCAAGGUCGGCGACCGACAUCGCAGGCACCGCCUCAGAACCGCUACUCACGCUCUCAGUAUCCCAAUAACCUGCCACCGGGUGCUGCAGCUCCACAACCAAAUUACGGUAGCGGAUAUGAUGCAUACCGGUGAGAAAGCGCUGCUUCCCUUUUGGACACAAUGACUUUGCCAUUUCCUGUUGUUCAUUACUUGAGUGUCUGGACUUGUUUGCCCAAGUGUGUCUACCAUUCCGUUUCAUGAACAUAGCCCUCAAAGUAGUCACUUAUCACACUGGACCUUGAGAUCUUACGAUACCUCCUCGACGACGCCUAGGUAGUCUUUUCCCCCUCUCCAUAUUGUCGUGCCUAAUUUCACAUUUUCGUCGUCAUUACAAGUGGGAGUCCUCAUACCUUGACCAUGCAAUGACCAUCCCCUGCUUUUCCUAAGUUCAGCCACUAUGUGUUAUUACAAAUGCGAUGUAUAUCCCAAUACCAAACGUUUAGUUAAUUGUCUCGGACUCUCCCUG